Messenger RNA from Trypanosoma theileri, 2337 nucleotides. RefSeq lists its product as uncharacterized. The record is from RefSeq and is a predicted model, not a curated record. Lineage: Eukaryota; Euglenozoa; Kinetoplastea; Trypanosomatida; Trypanosomatidae. Gene Ontology annotation, cellular component: cytoplasm. Bases 1 to 2337 code for a protein of 778 amino acids. Gene Ontology annotation, biological process: organelle organization. The transcript has a single exon.
AUGCCACGAUUACCCUCAAGCCAACAAACACAACGACCACGGCAGCGACAACAACGCGCUUCGCAGGUGCCAGUGGCGGGACGUCGUUCUUCACGGACUUCAACAAACACCGCCGCUGCUGCGACGGCCGCAUCUUCUUCUCGCGCUGCGGUUGCCGCUGUGUAUUGGCAGCUUGUUGGCACUUCUGCGCCUCUUUACUACGGCCCGCUUGGUGACACUGUUGGAGAAGUGCAGCAGGGGACUGUUAUUCGUGAGCUGCACCGCUGCAGAGAUCCCUUCGGCAGCUGUUGGAUAUCAUCACUAUCGUCUGAUGGUGAUAUUGUGUGGAUACGUCUCUCUAAUGAACAAGUGGAGGAAGGAAAGAGUCCUGACACGGUAUGGCAAAGAGUGUAUGAUGAACGAUCUGUACAGGAUGAAGGGAUACAAAAUAGAAGUAUGGAGGAUGAAGGAGUUUUCCAUCGUACACGCAUUUCUGCAGCGACAAAUACGAAAAAACUUCCAUCAUUGGAUUUAAUGACCCAUGAUAUUCAGAUUUUGGAAGAUUGUUGGAAAGAUAUAACUGCCAAGAAGACUAUGGGUCGUGAUUGGAACGCUGAAUAUCAGGGACUCGUAGAUUUGGUUCUUUUUGGUGAAUGGGAGAAAAGUGUUUCCGCUACGAAACAGUUAUCUGAGUUUAUGUCUGAUUUUUCAAAAGCAGCGGAAGAUGUGGCACUUGUUGUUCUCGCGGAUAUGCUCCGCCCUGCCUCUGAACGAGUGGCAAAGAGUGUCCAACAGGGUACAAUGGGAACCUUUCUCCAUCAUAAUCUUCUUGUAAAGUGUGUGAUUAAUGACGGUAGUGGAAACUUUAAGAGCGAUGCACACGCAUGGAGUCUGGCAUCACAGUACAUGAAAGGGCAACAACUUCUUGCGAUGGAAGGACCUAAGCGUUUGCUUUAUACUGUACCAACUACUCUUGUUACUUUUACAGGGUUUCGUUUUCUUGUUUCAGCUGUUCCUCCUAUUAUGGCGAAGAAUUUGGUUUAUUUACCCUUGCAGGAACGAAGUCAGGGGUUUCAAGUUUCAGAGGCUGUCAAGACACAAGUAAUGGAUCUGGCUCUAGCUAUUGGUUUAAAGCCACAUAAAGUAAAGAGAAGUACAGGAGAUGAGAUGACAAUUACACUUCCUGUAGAUAUGGCUAUUGUGGCAGGUCAAGAUAGGAGAUUAUAUGUGAUCAGCAAUUCAUCCUUACUACCACCCAUUGCUACUAUUGGAGGUGUAAUAAAUGGAAAUAAUGAAACAGGAGAUUUACGUUUUCGACCAGAGUUUCUACUAUCAUGGCGUAAACCUUUAAACUGUGAUGCUUUCAUAGAAGAAGCAUCAUCAUCUGAAGAUAAUGCUGAAGUUAUUGAAGCUACAGAAUACUUGCGAGAUGAACUGAUUCCAGCUAUUGCUUCAAUGAUUGGUUUUCAUUCCCCUAUUGAUCUCCCCCGACAAGAUGUAGAUAAUUGUACCUUGUGCUCUCGAACAAUGGAAAAUGAAUUACGGUUUGUUGUCUGUCAUAAUGUUGAAAAGUGCUGUCGUAUUUGUUCUCAUUGUUAUACGAAACGUUUGUCUGAGAUUGAAGGGAAAGAUGAAAUAAAGAAACAACAUCCUAAUAUAGAUCUUUUUCGGGAUGCUGUGAAGUGUGAAUCAACACCACGUGGUUCAAAAGGUCUAUUGCUUGAACCAUCUUUGACCUCAAUAUUUCAUGCGAAUGGACUUAAUAUGCGAUUCUUACCAUUUGUUUAUCAUCGUAUCCCACAUGUGGCUCGUUCUGCUGUUGCCCAUUAUUGUGAAAUUGAAAUGAUUGCACGUGCUGCAGUCUCUCUCCUUAGAGAAAAACUCCGCCGCAGUGCACAAACUAUAGAAGAGGUGAAAACUAUUUGUCAUGAUUUUCUCAUGGGAUUACUUCAAUCUUCUGGAAGUGUACCAGAGCGUUUCUGGGCACGAGAGUUAGGCCCAAUGAUGGAAACUCUAUACGGACUGCGAGGACCCUUUAACACGGCUGAGAUGGAUAUUGAACUUCUCUAUCAUCGCAUCUCUCAACUCUCUGGUAUUCGUCUUGAGGAGGGGAGUGCCGCAUCAUUUUUCGCUGAGAGGCCGUAUCUACAACUGGCCGCAGUGGAUACAAUAGUGAAGACAGUGCAACCACCAUAUAUAGCAGAUGCGGAUGCACAUGGAAAAACACGAGGUUUAUUAAUGCAGCGUUUGGAGCAAAUACUGUUAUUCUGGAUUGGAUGUUCAACAAGUGCAGAUGAUACUGGUAAAAAUACACCAGUGCAACCCUUUUACAUGACCGAACGCGAUAGUUGGAUGUGA